Molecule: messenger RNA, 912 nt
Organism: Vanrija pseudolonga
Lineage: Eukaryota; Fungi; Basidiomycota; Tremellomycetes; Trichosporonales; Trichosporonaceae
Exons: 9
Coding region: 265-876 (203 amino acids)
Source: RefSeq, a predicted model, not a curated record
GCGACAUGAGACGUGAGACGAGACGACCCGACCCCACUGCGCCAAGGGCUGCGCUGCGCCCAGCUUCGCCACGCCCUGCGGCGCCAGGCUAUUCCUGGCGCCUGCGCUGCUGCACAGCGACGACAACGACGAGGGCAAGCUGGCGCUCGCGCUCGCCAUCGCUGGCGACGACGACGUGGAGGGCGGCAACGAGGGCGGCGGGCGGUAUAUCUACCUCCACGUCCUCCUUGCUUUGACCCACUUACACCACUUAAACCUCACACAAUGGGACACGAGCACCACCGCGGCGCGUACGAGGAGUACCAGGGUUAUGGGCAGCAGAUCCAGCCCGAGCACCAGGCCAAGCUGAGCCACGAGCUCAUCUCGGGCGCGGCGGCGUACGAGGCGGCCAAGGCGUACGAGGAGCACCGCGCGCGUAAUGGCGAGCCCGAGAGCCACGCCAAGGCCAAGGAGAUCCUCGCGGGCAUUGCGGGCGCAAUUGUCGACCGCGAGUUCGAGACCAAGGGCCUCGACUGGCUCGACAGGGAGAAGGCCAAGCGCGGCGCGUAUGAGAACGCCGCCACCAACCCACCACACAAUUUCCAAGCCUCGCACGACGAGUACUCCAAGCUCGGCGCGGACACGGACAAGCACAAGGCCAAGCUCAGCCACGAGCUCGUCGCUGGUGCGGUGGCGUACGAGGUUGCUCACAAAUACGAGCAGCACAUCGCCAAGAACGGCCAGCCCGACUCGAACGUAAAGGCCAAGGAGGUGAUCGCGGGCCUCGUCGGCGCCGUGGUCGACCGCGAGUUCGAAACCAAGGGCCUCGACUGGCUCGAGAAGAAGAAGAUCAAGGCGCAGGCGGAGAAGGAGGCCGCGGCGGCGUACAAGGUCUAGACGUGCCAUGUACAGUGCCGGCGGCAACUCACCCGC